AUGGUGUCAGUGAUUUAUUUGUUUUUCGCGCCAAUUCUACUUAGCAUUGUGAUUUCUGUGGCAGAAGAGCAUCCGAGAUCUGUGGCUGGAUACGUGUCUGGCUUUAUUUCCGACUGUCCUGGUAGCGAAAAACCUGUAGUGAUGACAAAGGAAAGUUUGAGAAAACUACGCAUCAAAGUCAUUGGAGCUAACACCAAAUCGGGUUGGAUAAGAAGGAAGUACUCGUAUUUCCAAGUGAACGAGAUGGCGAAGGAUCCCACAAUGGACUACAAUCGAACAACAUUACUUUUUGUAUCUGGAUAUUUUGACAAUCCAGAUUUUGUAGCUUCUAGAAUCUUGGAAUACACAUACAGAACAAUGGGUUAUAACGUUUGGUUGUUAGAUAUGCACAAAUUUGUUGAGCAUGAAUAUCCAUCGGUGACUCGGAAUCUUCCAGCUAUUGGGAAACAUACUGCUGAAAUGUUGUACAAUUUGACUCUUCAUAAUGUAGGGUUUGAUCCUAAGAAACUUGAACUGUUGGGUUUAAGUCUUGGAGGAGAAGCUAUUAGCUUUAUAGCCAAGUAUUACAAAGCGUUAUCAGGUGUAAAAAUUAGCAGAAUUACGGCUUUGGAUCCAUCAGGACCUUGUUUCAGAAAUCUUGGGCCAGAACAUAGAUUAGACAAAACUGACGCUGAUUAUGUAGAACUAAUAGGUACUAACAUAGAUGGAUUAGGUUUAGCUACACCAGUCGCCCAUGUUAAUUUUUACAUCAACGGAGGAGAAUAUCAACUAUCUGAUUUCUACUGGGUGCCCUGUGAAAUGUUCUGUAGCCAUGUCAAGGUGUUUAUGAUUUGGUAUUCAGCGCUACGGAAUCAAGAUUCUUUCAUCGCGAUGCAAUGUAAUUCUAUGCAGAAGAUUAGGGACAAGAAUUGUUAUGAUGAACAACCAUUAGUUACUAAUGUGCUCGGUCCCAAAGUGGAUAAGACGAAACAUGGUAUAUUUUAUUUAGCGACAACUUAUAAUUAUCCAUACUAUAUGGGUGAGAAGGGAUUGAAGAGGGAAAAUGAACCUGUUGCUAGUAUAUUAGGUGAAUCUAAUAAACGGGAUGUUAUUGUAGUAUGA
This is a messenger RNA of Achroia grisella, 1101 nucleotides long. Its product is annotated as lipase member H-A-like. The record is from RefSeq and is a predicted model, not a curated record. Gene Ontology annotation, molecular function: lipase activity. The transcript has 3 exons. Lineage: Eukaryota; Metazoa; Arthropoda; Insecta; Lepidoptera; Pyralidae. The coding region runs from base 1 to 1101 and encodes 366 amino acids.